GAAGAUAUCAUACAAAUAGCUCAGCUUUAAGGGUUAUUAUCUACAGACACUUCUUGAAGUAACUUCGACUCAGAGUUAUUUUGUUGGGACAAACCCUCUAUUCUCACUGGGAAUCAGGGUCUCAUCCAGAAUGAUGAAACUCAGUGUUUUCCUUCUCAUGCUCCUCAUGGAGACGUGCUCAGUCUCCACUUAUCUUGCAGGAGAAAACCUGGCCGUUCAAGGAACAGCCGCACAGUCAUCAGUGUAUGGGUCUGGCCCUGCAGAUAGAGCCAUUGAUGGGAAUCGGUCCCCCACGUGGGGUCACGGUUCCUGCAGUCACACAAACAAUGAUGUGAACCCCUGGUGGAGGCUGACUCUGUCCAAAACAUACAAAGUGUUUUCUGUUAAGAUAACCAACCGAAAUGAAGUCCCCGAACGACUCAAUGGAGCCGAGAUCCGCAUUGGAGAUUCUCUUGUAAACAAUGGUGCUGACAAUCCCAGGUUUGCUGUAAUCACCAGCAUCCCGGCAGCUGAAACAGCUGAGUUCCAGUUUCUCAACGGGAUGGACGGCCGCUAUGUUUACAUAGGUAUCCCUGGAAGAGAGGAGUACCUGACCCUCUGUGAGGUGGAAGUCUACGGGUACCUUGCCCCAACUGUUGCAGGAGAAAACCUGGCCGUUCAAGGAACAGCCGCACAGUCAUCAGUGUAUGGGUCUGGCCCUGCAGAUAGAGCCAUUGAUGGGAAUCGGUCCCCCACGUGGGGUCACGGUUCCUGCACUCACACAAACAAUGAUGUGAACCCCUGGUGGAGGCUGACUCUGUCCAAAACAUACAAAGUGUUUUCUGUUAAGAUAACCAACCGAAAUGAAGUCCCCGAACGACUCAAUGGAGCCGAGAUCCGCAUUGGAGAUUCUCUUGUAAACAAUGGUGCUGACAAUCCCAGGUUUGCUGUAAUCACCAGCAUCCCGGCAGCUGAAACAGCUGAGUUCCAGUUUCUCAACGGGAUGGACGGCCGCUAUGUUUACAUAGGUAUCCCUGGAAGAGAGGAGUACCUGACCCUCUGUGAGGUGGAAGUCUACGGGUACCUUGCCCCAACUGGAGAGAACCUGGCCGUUCAAGGAACAGCCGCACAGUCAUCAGUGUAUGGGUCUGGCCCUGCAGAUAGAGCCAUUGAUGGGAAUCGGUCCCCCACGUGGGGUGACGGUUCCUGCACUCACACAAACAAUGAUGUGAACCCCUGGUGGAGGCUGACUCUGUCCAAAACAUACAAAGUGUUUUCUGUUAAGAUAACCAACCGAAAUGAAGUCCCCGAACGACUCAAUGGAGCCGAGAUCCGCAUUGGAGAUUCUCUUGUAAACAAUGGUGCUGACAAUCCCAGGUUUGCUGUAAUCACCAGCAUCCCGGCAGCUGAAACAGCUGAGUUCCAGUUUCUCAACGGGAUGGACGGCCGCUAUGUUUACAUAGGUAUCCCUGGAAGAGAGGAGUACCUGACCCUCUGUGAGGUGGAGGUGUUUGGCUCUGCACUGGAUUAGCAUUCAAUGUAAUGGAUUUGCAAAGAUGCUGUAAUGUGUACACAAAGCAUCCAAAAUAUGUGCACCUUAAAUUUCAUUGUUUGCAUGACGUCAAGAUUUACUGUUGGAGAUUGCAACAAAAGUCUGCCUUGACUUUUGCUUUUACACGGGACUUGUACACCUUUUGGGAAUGUGCUUGUUUUAUGUCAUAAGAAAAUAACUGAUUUUUUGUUUCUAUCAAUCAUUAAAGAACAGUGAAAGCAA
Messenger RNA from Trematomus bernacchii (emerald rockcod), 1753 nucleotides. RefSeq lists its product as uncharacterized. The record is from RefSeq and is a predicted model, not a curated record. The coding region runs from base 131 to 1510 and encodes 459 amino acids. Lineage: Eukaryota; Metazoa; Chordata; Actinopteri; Perciformes; Nototheniidae. The transcript is spliced from 8 exons.